Gongylonema pulchrum is the source of this 288-nucleotide messenger RNA. The record is from the annotation of a GenBank genome assembly. NCBI's taxonomy places the organism in Eukaryota, Metazoa, Nematoda, Chromadorea, Rhabditida, Gongylonematidae.
GAAAAGGCAACAAAAUGGACAAAAUCAAAUGGUGAAAUUGAUGGUCUUACAACAAAUGGUAUCCUUAUACUGCAGCCAAGUCACCUACAAAAAGAGGAUAGUGGUUGUAGCGCGGACAAGAAAUUGUUUGUUUGGCGUGAAGUUUCUGUUGAUGGUGAUAUUUACAAGUUAAGAGAAAUGCGAUCUUCAACCAAACGUGGAGAAUUAAUUGCCGACGAAACCAAUGAAUUACAGGAUGGAACACUAAUUGAUCUUUGUGGCGCAACACUUUUAUGGCGAACAGCUGAA